Chinchilla lanigera (long-tailed chinchilla) is the source of this 1144-nucleotide messenger RNA. RefSeq lists its product as uncharacterized. The record is from RefSeq and is a predicted model, not a curated record. Lineage: Eukaryota; Metazoa; Chordata; Mammalia; Rodentia; Chinchillidae. The transcript has 2 exons. The coding region runs from base 1 to 819 and encodes 272 amino acids.
AUGGUCCGGACUCCGGGGGCCUCGGCCCGCUGCAGUUCUCCCGGCCUCACCACAGCAAGGGCACCUGGGCCCUCUGCGCAUUCCUCAAGCGGCCUGCGGCAGCCUGGUCGUUCUGUCCCGGGCUGUGCCGGGGGCUCAGCCCCGGGCGGGCUGUGGUGGGGGGCGGCGCAGGGAAGAGGAAGAACAGCCGGGGUCACGCGAUUGAGCAGAAGGUGCAGCGAAGCGGGGAGCUGUCACCCCACACACUUCCCCAGGCAGGGAGCCUCGGCCUCUGGGGUCAGCAUUAGAAGCAGGCUUAGUGCCUGCCCAGUUCCGCCCCACCGCGCCUUCGGACAGACCCAGCGACCCAGCACAGUGCGGAAACCGCUUUCCACCUGCGCUCACCGGCCUCUCCCGGAGCUCAGCGUUCGCAAGGCCCGCGCCUGCACCAGGGUCGAACCUAGGACCUCGCGCCCUGCACUCUGGGCAGACUCUCCCGAUGGGCUGCGUCCCAGCCCCACCCCUCCUUUAUCUCUGGCACAGAGACUUCGCUUUGUCCCACUCUGCCGCAGCGCGGAGUCAGAAGUGUCCACCCAGCUUCUGCUGCAGGCCGGGGGCUUCGGCAGGCUGUGCUGGGGAAACCGAGCAGCACCCACCCUUCUCCUAAGGAAGAGGGGAACACGGGCGUCCACCGAAAACCUCAGCCACUCCUCCCAGCCCGGGACACUUCUGGGGACUGCAGGCCUGACACCGAGGGGCCUACACUGCUCCCCAUGUGGGCAGCCAGUCGGCUGGGACUGGGAGGCACCUCCUGCCUUCGAAGCUAGAGGGCCGGCCUGAGCUCUGCGUGCUGCCACACCCGCUGCAGUCCGCACUGGGAAGGCCGAGCGGGAGGAUCCAUGUGAGUUCGAGGCCAGCCUGAACUACAUAGGGAGACCCUGUCUCCAAAAAAAAAAUGCAUUUGGCUGGACCUGCCUUGCUCCCCUAACCCCACCAGCCCUCUCAUCCAGUCUCCCCACAGGAACCCCCAAGUCUGGUCUGAGUUCACCUCCAGGAGGGCUAAAGGCCUCCAGGAGUCCCAGCUGCAGGCCUGGCACGUCCACCCCUAGCCAGAGUGAACUCCAAGCCUGGGCUCCCCCGUCCAAGCUCCGGCGCACCCCACUGG